GAAUGGGCUCGACGAUGCAGCUUUGCCUCGGGGCUUUCCUUCGCUUCUGGGCGCUUGCCUGCAGUGCGCCCUCCUCUCCGCUAGAGACCGCCACCGCAGGGGCAGCAGCGGCGCUCUCACGCAGGACGAACCUCUCCGCCCGCGCAGCCUCCGUGGCGGGCAAGCAACCCCUUCCGCCUCAGCCGGGAGUUAGUAGGCGGCGCCGCCCCUGCCGAGCAGCCGGGUGAGGCGAGCCGAAGACGACGACGACGAUGUGGUUCAUGUACGCGCUGAGCUGGCUCGCGCUCUUCAUCCAGGCCUCCUUCGUCACGCUCGGCAUCGCGGCUGGCUUGUACUACUUGGCAGAACUGAUAGAAGAGUACACAGUAGCAACCAGCAGGAUCAUCAAGUACAUGAUCUGGUUCUCCACAGCUGUGCUGGUUGGACUGUACCUCUUUGAACGCUUCCCUGGCCUCGUGGUCGGCGUGGGACUCUUUACCAACCUGGUGUACUUUGGAUUACUGCAGACCUUCCCUUUCAUCAUGCUCACCUCUCCAAACUUCAUACUGUCCUGCGUCUUGGUUGUGCUGAAUCACUAUUUAGCAUUCCAGUAUUUUGCGGAAGAGUAUUAUCCCUUCUCAGAGCUGGGGAGAAUGUGUUGCCUUCCACGGUGCAGCCAGGAGACGAUGUGGUAUCGAACUACUUCACGAAGGGGAAGAGGGGGAAGCGCUCGGGCAUCCUGGUCAUCUUCUCAUUCAUCAAGGAAGCCAUCUUGCCAAGCCGCCAGAAGAUGUAUUGAUCCUCCAACCGCCCCUGCCCCAGUGAACACUCUCGUCCCAGUGGGGCGUGAGACUCCCAGGCCUUGCCCUUCUUCCCCUUGCGUCUGUCCAAGUGGCACGUUUGGGGUGGCAAAUAGUCAACUGUGGGGCAGGCACCCCAGGCUCUCUGGGAUCGUUGCGCUUUGAACUGCUCCGUUUCCAAUACUGUCUGCUUGGGAGGGGUGUGUGGUCAAGGAAGGCAGCCCUGUCGGAGUUUGGAUCCCAUCUCUGGCACACCCUAGAUGGAGCCCUGUCAUUGUCUCCACAUCUGAAGCCAAAACAUUUUGCAAAAGGUGCUUUGUUCAUGGGUACCUCUCUUCCUUGGAAUGAAGGUCUUCAAGGUUUGACUGCGGUCUGCACAGAUUUACAGCCAAUGCACGCAAACCCUCCCAUUGCCAGGAUUCUUCCAAAGAGUUUAUUUGUAGAAAUAUGUGGAGAAGCAAUGGAAAGACUGGAGUUCCAGAGGCACUUGUUGUUAAAUACAUAUUGUGACAUUGUUGUAGAGAGAUGGGCAGGAGCCCUGACCCCUACAUCUCUCUCUCUCUCUCACUGAUGAUGAUGUUUCUGGAGACAAAUUUAGGCAAAUGGAUCCCAGUCUCAGAGACCAGGAGUUGGAAAUCUCUUCCCCUAUUUUACUGGGGGUAACUGAGGAUGCUUCAAGGGCCCUGGUGGAUGGACUUUAUUUUGCAAUCUAGGGAUGAUUAUUUGCACAGAUUUCCUAGAUCCCCACCCUUCCUUCAGCAUCUGAGUUAAACAAAUUGAGAACCCUGUUAAAAGAACAUAAUACUGCUGGCACAUUCCCCCAUUCUGCAGAGAUUUCAUUAACCUGGAACAAUACUGUGCUGAGUGAAAAUCAAGCAGCACAAAACCUGAGACUAUCGAGAGAAGAGGGACAAAAGGAUUGUUUGCGAAGGAAUUACGAAGAGACUGCUGAUCUGGAAUCCAAAGGGCUUUUUGCUUUCGUUAAGGUGUAAACCUGGUUCCUACAUUGAGUUCAGUUUCUCAAGCUGUGGGUUCUGGGGUAGUUUUAUGAAGAUUCCACCAGGCACCUGUGAGGGUCUGUGCCGCUUCAGCAGCUGAAGCAAAGAUGGAUGGGAGCUGCCACGUUGUGGAUGCUGACAAUACAAUUUUGUUCUCUCUUAAAUUAAUGGACGUUUUGGUUUCUGUUCGAGCACACGGCCUGCGUUAAAUAAAGGUGUUUGGUCAAA
This is a messenger RNA of Rhineura floridana, 2005 nucleotides long. RefSeq names its product testis expressed 261 (gene TEX261). Gene Ontology annotation, molecular function: COPII receptor activity. NCBI's taxonomy places the organism in Eukaryota, Metazoa, Chordata, Lepidosauria, Squamata, Rhineuridae. The transcript has 6 exons. The record is from RefSeq and is a predicted model, not a curated record. Bases 252 to 944 code for a protein of 230 amino acids. Gene Ontology annotation, cellular component: Golgi membrane; endoplasmic reticulum membrane; COPII-coated ER to Golgi transport vesicle. Gene Ontology annotation, biological process: endoplasmic reticulum to Golgi vesicle-mediated transport.